This is a messenger RNA of Ostertagia ostertagi, 747 nucleotides long. The record is from the annotation of a GenBank genome assembly. Lineage: Eukaryota; Metazoa; Nematoda; Chromadorea; Rhabditida; Trichostrongylidae.
AUGUUGGUGUCAGAUCUUCAGGCAAAAGUUGAAGCUGUGCAAACCAAACUCAUCCAGGUAGAGGAUGCUCGCGAAGUGGAGAGAACUCGUGCAAGCGAAGAAAUCAAUUCACUCUCAGCAAAGUUGCUUAAAGUGCAGGAAGCUCAUGAUUCUGAACUGAAAACGAUUACAAGGGAAUCAUCGACUACCUGUGAUGAGCUAAGAGCCAAAAUUGCUGCACUGGAAGAAUCAGGUAGCAAACUUUCUGAUGACAAACUUUUGCUGCUUGAAACUCGAUAUCAACUCGAGUUAGCUGACCGUGAAAACGCGUUUAAAAGUGAAAAAGAGGAAAUGCAACGGAAGAUGUGCUCUUUGGAGUCUUCACUAUCAGCCAAGGACGAAGAAAAGGCAUUGGCACUGAAGAAGCAGGCGGCUCUAAUCAAAGAAUUGCAACGUGCUGUCAAAGAAGAAAAGAAACGCGCUGAAUCUAUGGAGAAGCUCGGCCGUUGCUGUUCCGAAGAAAGAGGGUGGCAUUUAGUCGGAGAAAGUGGUGCAAAAAGUGCACAGACAUUGGAUGGCGCUUACAGUCGUAGUGUAUCAUCAGCAAGUGCCCUGGAAUCAGACAAUUUCGAACUCAUUAGCAGGCUGACGACAUUGCAAAGAACACAUGCAGAGACUCUAGAUCGCCUGAAUGCGCUCGAGAACGAGAAUGCGCGGUUGAACAGUGAAAUUAGUGAGAAAAGUGAAUUUUAUCGAGCACUGGAUUAG